AAUAGAGCGCGGCGCUGGCGGAGGGUUGGCUUUGGCUCCCUCUCGGCGGAUCCGGCUCCAGCCUCCCGGGCCGAAGUUGAGGCCGAGAGACAGAGAGAAAGACAGACAGAGAGAGAGGCAGCGGAGGAGGAAGGAAAGAAGGGAAGGGAAGGGAAAGGAAGGGGCGCGCCUUCGGCUGGCUGCUCGCUCGGCAGGGCUCGGUUUUGUGGAGGAAGGGGGUCAGGAAUGGCAGCGGGAGGCGACGCGGGCGCUCUCGGAGGAGACCUGUGAGGCGUCCCGGGCUGUUCUGGUCUUUCCGAGGCGAGCCAAGGGGCGGAGGACUCCCUCCAUUGCGUGGGGUGCCCCCGCGACCGUGUUUUGAAGCCCCCGAAAGCCCCAAGGCUGAGCUGAGUUCCUAACUUCUGGACAGCGCUUAGGAAGUGGCCGAAAGGUCUCUCUGGGCAGAUGGGUCGCGUCUCGUCGGGAAGGCGGGGGACCUGGAGGCGGUAAUCGAUCACUCCCACCCCUCCAGAGGUUGUAUUGACUCAAAAGGUGGCCCAAGGGCCCGUAUCUUGGGGGUGAAGUACUCCUGCCUCUUUGGGAAGGAAACUGGGUUCACUUGCACCAGGAUUUGGAGGGAAAGGAGAAGGAGGGCCUACUGGGGAAGAGGGCAGGAAAAGGAAGGAAGGACGGCUGAUUGGUUGAUGGUUGGCUGAAUUUGGAGAGAGAGAGAACUGAGAGGAAGUUUUGAGGAAGGAUCUAACGUUUGGUAACCGAGGAAGGCUCCUCCUUGAAAGGCCUCGGGAGAUCACGUAGAUCCUGGGGAGGGCGUGACUGAGAGUGGGCCCUCCAAGAGUUUAAUUCGGACUGACUUCGGAUUAGAGUUUUGGAGCUGGGUUCCCUUGCGCCAGGAUUUAGAGAAAAGGGGGAAGGAGGACCUGCUAGAGAAGAGGGAAGGCGAGGAAGGAAAGAAGGAAGCAGGAAGGGAAGGUUGGACGUUGCUUCUCUGAAUUUGGAGAGAGAGAAUUGGGAGAAAAAAAACUCUUGAAAAGUUUUGAGGAAGGAUCUAGCGUUUGGUAAGCGAGGAAGGCUCCUCCUUGAAGGCCUCGGGAGAUCAGGUAGAUCCAGGAGAGAGCGUUCCUGAGUGUGAGUUUAAUUCAGGCAGACUUCGGGUUAGAGUUUUGGGGCGCCGGUGCCAGGGAGCAGCGGAGGAGCAGCCCUUCCCGAGUGUAAACCAGCGCCUGGGCAGCCCUUCCGGGAGUGCAGUCCGGGCCGCGCUGGGGGAGAGAAGGGGCGAGGAGCGAGCUUUCCCGCCAGGGCGCCCCCCCGGGAUGGAGCUGCGCUCCGAGAUGCCUCCCGCGCCCCCCGGCCAGGCCCCGGGGCCCCCGGGCUCGGUGUCUGCGGCGGCGGCGGCGGCGGCAGCGGCGGCGGCGAGCCUGCCGGUGAGCGUGGCCGGGGGCCUCCUGCGGGGCCCUCCGCUGCUCCUGCGCGCGGCCGAGAAGUACCCGCGGACGCCCAAGUGCGCGCGCUGCCGCAACCACGGCGUGGUCUCGGCGCUGAAGGGCCACAAGCGCUACUGCCGCUGGAAGGACUGCCUCUGCGCCAAGUGCACCCUCAUCGCGGAGCGGCAGCGCGUCAUGGCCGCCCAGGUGGCGCUCCGCCGGCAGCAGGCCCAGGAGGAGAACGAGGCCCGCGAACUGCAGCUCCUCUACGGCACCGCCGAGGGGCUCGCCCUCGCCGCCGCCAACGGCAUCCUCCCGCCACGGCCCGCCUACGAGGUCUUCGGCUCCGUCUGCGCCGCCACCACGACCCCCGAAGGAGGAGGAGGAGGAGGAGGCAGCAGCGGGGGAGCAGGAGGAGGCGCGGGGCCUACAGAGGUGAAGCUGCAGAAGUUCGACCUCUUCCCCAAGGCGCUGCUGCCCCCCCGUUCGGCGACUCCGCAGCAGCCGCAGAGCAAGCCCUUGUCCCCCGACGGCGCGGACGGCGCUGCGGGCCCCACCUCCUCCUCCUCCCCGGAGCCUCCGCGCUCGGGCUCGGAAAACGGCGACGGCGCUGGCGGAGACUCUUCUCUGGGCUCGCCUCUCUCCAAGGGCGCCAAGGACGGGGGGGCGGGGGCCCCGGAGGAGCAGAGCCCCUUGGGCUCCAUCAGCCCGCUGGGCUCCGACUCGGGCUGCUCCGAGGCCGAGAGGGAGGACCCCGGAGGCGCCUCGGCGGGGCUGGAGGCGGCGCGGAGCCACCAGCAACAGCAGCGGACGCCGCUGGACAUCCUGACGCGCGUCUUCCCGGCGCAUAAGCGCAGCGUCCUGGAGCUGGUCCUGGCCGGCUGCGGCGGAGACGUGGUGCAAGCCAUCGAGCAGAUCCUUAACAACCACCACCAUCACCACCACCACCACAACCACCACCCGCACCUCUCCUCCUCCUCCUCUUCCUCCUCCUCCUCCUCGGACAAAGCGGGCGAAGAAGGCUGGGUUUCGGGACAGCCCUUGGGAGCCCCUCCGCAGCCCCAUCACCGCCCUCUGCUCACUGGGGCCAUGACUCCCGCCAUCGGGGCGCUGGGCAGCCGCUCGGCCUUCUCUCCCCUGCAGCCCAACGCCACGCACUUCGGGGCUGCGGCGGCGGCCGAGGCCAGCGCCUACCCCUUGGGUACCCACCUGGGCCUCAGCCCGCUGCGCCUGGCCUACUCCGCCGCCGCCGCGGCGCACAGCCGGGCCGGGCUGGCUUUCAUGGCGCCCUACUCCACCGCCGGGCUCAUGCCCACCCUCGGCUUCCGCCCGCCCGUCGAGUACGCCUUCAGCGACCUCAUGCGCGACAGAUCCGCCGCAGCAGCCGCCGCAGCCGCCGCCGCCGCCGCCUCCUCCGCCGCCAAGGAGACUGCGUAUCCCAACGGGCUGUACGGGCCCCUGGGGGUCAGCAGCGCGCCCGAGAAGCAGCCCUGAAGCGGCCCCAGCAGCCUUGCCUCGCAGCCAGAGGCACUCUUCGGCCCGCCGGGUGUUCUGGACUUCAACGCCCACCGCUCCUAACAGCCUCAGGCCCUUCCCUAAUUCAGAAAGAAAUGGGAAACGAA
Anolis carolinensis (green anole) is the source of this 3043-nucleotide messenger RNA. It is a transcript of the gene dmrta2, whose product is annotated as DMRT like family A2. The record is from RefSeq and is a predicted model, not a curated record. Bases 1311 to 2915 code for a protein of 534 amino acids. Gene Ontology annotation, cellular component: nucleus. Lineage: Eukaryota; Metazoa; Chordata; Lepidosauria; Squamata; Anolidae. Gene Ontology annotation, molecular function: protein binding; RNA polymerase II cis-regulatory region sequence-specific DNA binding; DNA-binding transcription factor activity, RNA polymerase II-specific. The transcript is spliced from 2 exons. Gene Ontology annotation, biological process: sex differentiation; regulation of transcription by RNA polymerase II.